Molecule: messenger RNA, 1589 nt
Organism: Aricia agestis (brown argus)
Lineage: Eukaryota; Metazoa; Arthropoda; Insecta; Lepidoptera; Lycaenidae
Product: tRNA:m(4)X modification enzyme TRM13 homolog
Exons: 7
Coding region: 215-1468 (417 amino acids)
Biological process (GO): tRNA methylation
Source: RefSeq, a predicted model, not a curated record
UCCGCAUUUUGUCGUGACGUGUCGUGUCUCGUGUGAAAACGCUCUUUUUAGCAGUUCUGUUUUUAUUGUUGGUUAACAAUGAAUAAGGAAAAAGACAAUGGUGGUUAUCAGAUUCAGUAUCAGUUAUGACAUGAUGACAUCUUUGUUAUCAAUGACUAGAAUUUGAGAUGGUCGAGAGAAAUUUAAAACCUAAUCUUUUACGACUACAACUAAAAUGAAGGACAAUAAAAAAAUAGUGCUUAAAGACAACGGAGAGCCUCAAUGUCAAUAUUUUGUUUUGAGGAAGAAAAGACUUUGUAGAAUGACAGUAAGGCCUGGUAAACAAUAUUGUGGUGAGCAUGAACCUCAACCGACUGCCGGCGAUGAUCAGGAUACAAAAAGGAUACCUUGUCCUAAUGAUCCGAAACAUACAUGUUAUGCAAGCAAACUGGAAAAACACUUAAAAAUUUGCAAUGCCAGACACCAAGAUGGGCCAGAAUAUAUCAUACAUAAUGUGAACCUCGGAUCCUCAGAGGGAGACUACCAACACCGGCCCCUCACACAGGUGCCCCCGGAGACCCUGAUCGGAGUUGUUGACAAAAUUAAUUCCUUCUACAAUGAGUAUCUGAUCGACAGCAUAACGGAGGCGACUGAAAAACCUAUUCACAGCAUUGUGAUGGAGGAGUUCAGCGAGGAUGGGAGGUCGGAGAGUUCCCGGCGGCACCUGCGGCAGGUGUCCAGCCUGCUCCACCUGGUGGAAGGUGCCGGCCUCGUGCAACCCAACACCUGCUAUAUCGACCUGGGCGCCGGAAAAGGUCAGCUGGGCGUGUACGCGUGCCGCACGUGGACUGCGGGCGGCGGCGCCGGCGGCGGCGGCGUGGUGCUGCUGGAGCGUGCGGCGCUGCGACACAAGCGCGACCGCCUCGCCGCGCCCGCCCCCCGCGACUCGCCCGCCCCCCGCGCCUCGCCCGCCCCCCGCGACUCGCCCGCGCUCACGCGCCUCCGCCACGACCUGGCGCACGUGUCCCUGGCGCACGUGCCCGCCGUGCGCGCCGCCGACAACGUCGUGGGACUCGCGAAGCAUCUGUGCGGCGCCGCCACCGACUUUGCGCUGCGCGCGCUGGUGGCGGCGCAGGAGGCGGGCGGGGAGGGGGCGGGGCGCGUGGCGGGGGCGGUGCUGGCCACGUGCUGCCACCAUCGCGUGCACCCCGCCCACUACGUGGCCACGCACACACUGCAGACGCACGGGUUCGGCGCCGAGGAGUUGGACGUGCUUCUGGGCGUGGUGUCGUGGGCCACGUGCGGCGGCGGGGGGGCGGGGCGGGCGGAGACGGGGCGCCGCGCGAAGGCGGUGCUGGACUGGGGCCGCGUGCAGUACCUGCGCGAGCGCGGAUUCAGGGCGCGGCUCGUGUGGUUCGUGUCGCCGCGCGUCACGCCCGAGAACGUAUGCAUCGUGGCGAGCCGCGAGGCGGCCGCGCCGGCGCGGUGACGCACCUACUGUAUUAUAGUCGGCCUCACUUCGUCUUACGAAUUAUAUUUUUCUAAGAUUUUUGUUUUCGAUAAUUAUAAUUUAAUUAUUAUUUACGUUGCGAUUAAAAAUUUGUAUCUCU